Molecule: messenger RNA, 3972 nt
Organism: Planococcus citri (citrus mealybug)
Lineage: Eukaryota; Metazoa; Arthropoda; Insecta; Hemiptera; Pseudococcidae
Gene: numb
Product: NUMB endocytic adaptor protein
Exons: 10
Coding region: 768-2831 (687 amino acids)
Cellular component (GO): cytoplasm
Source: RefSeq, a predicted model, not a curated record
AUAGUAGUAUUCGUAUGCUGUGGUAGCUGCUAGAGUUUAGUUAGAGGUAGAGGUAGUGUGAGUGUGUUCGGUUCCCCGUCGUCGUGUUAUUUAUCAACUUUCACAGUUCUCACGGUCUGCUGUGGAUACGUUACGUAGUCUCUGUCUCUCUUACUCUUAUAGUCGUGCUGGUCGUCGGGGUUUUAACGUAUUUUUUUUCUUCUGUUUUUCAUUAUUUUGGUUACCUCUUUUACCUUUUUAUUUUUGCAGUGUAAAGCUAUUCUCGUAUAUUUGACCAGUGCAGUGUCCGAAUAUCGGUGAUUUUUUUUCGAGAAAGUUAUUAAAAAUAAGUGUUCGGUGUGCUUUUUCGACGACGACGAAAAAAAAAAGGUAUUCUGCGGUUGAUCGAUAGUGUUUUGUGGUGUUGUUCGCGGACGAUCGAAAAGUGCGAAUCUGGGCGAUGAUUUGCCUCAGUGCAGCGUAGAGAUCUAAACGGUUUUAUGGUGUUUGUGUGUGGAACUUGGAUCACUGGCUACGGUUCAACGACGACAAUGCUGCCAGAGUAGUUAACGGUCGGUGAUUUUGAAAUUCAUAGAUGCCGGCUGUGUCAGUGGCACUUAUCAAAUGUCAUUUACCUCUGCCUCAUCUGCCUUUCCAUUGAUAAAUCUGUGUUCGUGUAUCGUCGUGUACUUAGUGGUGAUCGUCCGAGUGGAAGUGUUUAGUUGAAAAAUUUUGGUGUUGGUGGUCUGUUUUCUGGAAGCCCUGAUUAUUUUUUAGUGUGUGCCAAAAUGGGUGCAACUUCUAGUCAUCAUCACCAUCCCGAACGUUUGGAUCGACAUGGGACGUCUUUCAGAAGAUCAUCUAGUAUGCGUCAAACUAAAUCCAAAAACAAAUCGUCUCCUCCUCGAAGGAUGGAUAAGUUAAGGAGGAGUUUCCGCGACAGUUUCCGCCGACGAAAGGAUCCGACGAUAUCGGAAGCAGCGAAACCGCAUUUAUGGCAGAGUGAUGAGAAGGAUGUUAGAUCUGGAACGUGUUCUUUUCACGUUAAAUAUUUAGGCUGUGUCGAAGUUUUCGAAUCUCGCGGAAUGCAAGUUUGCGAGGAAGCUUUAAAGGUACUUAAGAAUAUGCGUCGUAAACCCGUAAAAGCAAUAUUGUACGUUUCCGGAGACGGAUUAAGGGUUGUCGAAGAUGAUACAAAGGGUUUGAUCGUCGACCAGACUAUCGAAAAGGUAUCAUUCUGCGCUCCGGAUAGAAACAACGAACGCGGAUUUUCCUACAUAUGCCGAGAUGGAACCACCAGAAGAUGGAUGUGCCAUGGAUUCCUAGCUUUGAAAGAAUCGGGUGAAAGAUUGAGCCACGCGGUCGGCUGCGCAUUUUCCGUUUGUCUGGAACGGAAACAGAAACGCGAUAAAGAGUGCAGCGUUACGAUGAAUUUCGAUAUGCAAAAUUCAACGUUCACCAGAACGGGUAGUUUUCGACAACAGACGCUCACUGAAAAGCUUCAAGAUACGACUAAUGUGAAUAAUAACGUUAAUAACGCAUCGGUUACGACGCCCACGAAUAAUACCGCCGCAUUACCGAAUAUUCCGGCCAACGUUAUCAAUAAUAUUAACAAUAGCAACGAUUAUAAUAGAAAAGAGAAUAUUCCAAUAAGGUCAACACCAAAGAUACACACAGCUGCAAUCGAAAGACCUCACGCUACCAUAUCGCUGCUGCAAAGACAAGGCUCCUUCAGAGGCUUAUCACAUCUGAACAGUCAAGCAUCGCCUUUCAAGAGGCAGCUCUCGUUGAGAAUUAGCGAUUUACCUUCGAACGUGGAAAGAACGAGAUCGCAUAGCUUAGAUCAAUACUCUCUAGAUCCUAGGACACCUACGUCGCAAUUCAUCCAUUUAAAAACACCAGUAAGUCCAAUACCCGAAGUAUCACCGACUCAUUCGAACGAUCUUAACCUAAGUUCCGUGAAUACGGUAACCGAUCAAGUUAGCGCCAUGUGUCAACAACUAUCGCAAGGAUUAUCACUUUUGACGAAAAAUGAUGAUUUAUUGACUUCGAAUUCUGUCGAACUGAGCUCGAAUCAAUUAGCAGCCAGAGAUUUAUUCGCCAGCAAAGUGAAUGAUUUUUCGCAGUUGAUCGAAAUGAAAACCAUGACUACCACCAGUUCGUCGGCAUUUAUGCUCAAGUCGAGUUCAGCAGAUUCUGAUAACCCUCUGGACCAGUUACUCUACCAACCGUCCCAACACCCACAACAACAACACCACCACUCCGAUGUACUCCAAUUGAUGGACACAAAUACUCUGAACAACAACAACACCAACACCACCACCUCAACCAAUAACACCAUUACCGCUAAUAAUACAAUUAAUAACAUAUCCCGGGAUGAGAUGAGCAACAGCAGUACUCUGUCGCAGCCCAUGUCCACCGUAUCAUCGGUCGAGAUCCCUCUAACUCCGCCAGAUACUCCUCCGUUAUCGUCAAAUAAUGCCCAGUUACCGAAACCCGAGCAAUGGCUGGGUAAAGUAGCUCAACUCACAAUGAACGUCUCAGAUUCGUCGUCUUCUUCCACGUCGCCUCCUGCCAUUAAACGUAUACCUACUUUAGCGAUGCAUUCUCGAGGCUAUUCCCUGGGGUCAGCUGAAACCGUAUUGAGUCGAGCUGCGACAGCCAACAACGAGAAACCGGAUCCGUUUAAUAUCGAUUGGGCUUCUUUGACCGAAGCAGCGAAACCUUCUUCGAGGGCAGCUCCGUCGUCUAAAAAUACCAACCCUUUUUUGACCGGUAGCCCUUUGGCUGGUAGUUCUUCGACAGCUGACGGUGGUGGCGGCGUCAAGACGUCUUUCGAAGUACAGAUGUAGUGCAACGUGUCAUCUGUCAAGUCUUUCAUUGUUAUUUAUUUUUUUAGAUUGAUCAGAAUGUACCAUUUGGACUACUUAUGUUGUGUAUAUUACGACUGAGCGAGCUGUGAUCAUGUUUUUCUUUUCUUUUCUUUUUUCUUUCUUUCUCUUUUUUUUUGUCUUUAAGUUGAACGUAGUAGUACAUUUAUGAGCUCUACCGAGCGAAAUUUGUUUGAGAGUAUUGCGCAUUUAUGGUGCUAAGGAGGGGGCUAUUGCUGCAAUGCUUUGAGACUGUCUGUAUACGUACAUCGUCGUGUUGAAGGGUUUAUAUUUUUUAUUUUAGUUUCUUUUUUUUUAUGUUUUCCUCCUCUCUUUUUAAUUGAAAUUAAAAAAAAUGAACGUGUACUUAAGGAUAAAAACAAAACGAUAUUAGCUUAUUGUUUUAUUUUUACUUUUUAAUUUGAUCUCCCACCGGAGUGGAAUCCGGUCGUUAUUAGAAAAAUGUAAUAUAUUCGAACUUCUUCUUUAUUUCUUUACUAUUUUAUGUACAUGUUUCGUUAAUAUAAUAAUAUUGUAAAAAAAAACAAACUUGAAACAAAAUAUUGUACUACUAUAUAAUGCAUAAGAGGUAAUAAUUUUUUUGUGUAAAUUUACACUACACGUGGUAGCUUUGACGCAGUUGUCCAACGAGUUGUGAUUUUUUUUUUUUGGGAACCAAUGCUCAUUACAUUACGACCUUCUUCUUCUUGUUCUUUAUUGUCUCCAAAACAUAUCAGAAUACGCUUGACGUUGUUUUUAUUACGAAAUGAAAAUUUUAAGUGCCAUUAUUUUUAUCAUGAUUUAUUUUUUUUUUGUUUUUGUUUUGUUUUUUUUCUUUAAAUUAAGUAAAUGCUUUUGAGAACUUGAGCAUAUCACGUCGUCAUCGUAUAUCUGUUGGUAGCUAAUUCUCGUAGUGUGAUAAAAAAAAACUGCGUAAACAAGAGCUUUUUAGUUGUGUUUAUUUUUUUUUCUCUUCUAUUCCUUUUUUUCUUUUUCUUUUUUUUAUCAUCGUAGUAUUUUUGUUAUAUCGUUGUACAGAGAUAGAAAUAUGUAAUUCAGUAUUAAGAAAACUAUUAGGGUUAAAGAAUGUAGCUAUGCGUUACAAAUAUAAUUUUAUACCGAG